AUGUCUGGACGUCGACGCUCCGGUAGCUUUCCCGUUUCUGUGUUCGACGGGGAUUUGGACAGGAUGUGUCAGUCAGAAACAACGGAUGACGAGGUUUCUGACGAGUCGGACUCGUCAUUUGUCGACGACGCGACGGACAGCGAGGAAUAUCUUCCCGUGAGUGAAGACAGCGAUGACUCCACGCUCCCUCUUUCACCUCAGCAUCAUUCUGUAUCACCUGCUUCAUCAUCUCCUGCUACUUGUCUUGCUUUUUCGUCAUCGCUGUCAACACCACGUCCUCGUCAACAACGUCAGCAUCCGAAUCUUCACACACAACCAGAUCAUCGUCGGCCUGAUCCUUGCAAUUCGUUGGAUUCUGAGUCUGAGCCAGCUGCACCUGUUGAUCGCCGCACUGAUCCACUGGACAUCCAGGCUUUGCCUCAUUAUCCACCUGAGGAUAAUUAUCAAUUCAACUUGCCUCAAUUUCAACCAUUGAGACAACCUGGAUUCUACCCUCCCGAAGAUUAUCCAACCGACGCCCUCGGCUGCUUCAAACUCUUCUUCACCGAUGAAAUGCUAGAAACUAUCAGAACAAACAGCAACAUCAACGGUGAAGAUAGUUGCAAAAAUGCAUACCGAGGAAGAUCAGGAGGACGCCGAGGGGAAGGGAGAUUUCAUCCAGUAACGCUUGCAGAGAUGAACUCAUUCUUAGGGCUCGUGAUUUACAUGGGAAUUGUAAAGGUCCCCAAGCUCUCUGAAUACUGGUCCACAUAUUUUCCAUUUCACGGAUUGUGGGCCAGAAGGUUCAUGUCUCGCAAUCGUUUUUGCACGAUCCUAUCGGUCCUACAAGUGGAGAAUCCUCACACCGACAAGGACCGAGAGGUUGAUCCAUUGAGGAAUGUACGCAGUCUAGUCGACGCUAUACAUCACAAUUGUAUGCUCUAUGGUCAGCCUCAUGCUCGUGUCUCGCUUGACGAACGAAUGGUCAAGGCUAAAGGCCGUUUUAGCUUUAGGCAGUACAUGAAAAACAAGCCUGUCAAGCAGGGAGUGAAGUUGUAUUGCGUAUGCGAUAGCAUAUCGGGCUACACAUACAACUUCGAGAUCUACACGGGCAAGGAGACGUGUCAAUCAUCAGUGGCGGCGACAGCAGCAACAACUACAACAGCAACAGCAGCAACAACAACAGCAGGAACAACAUCAGCUGCUACGACAACACCAUCAGCUGGCUCGGCUCGGAAGCGACGGAAAACGACACAUCAGACAGCGGAUGACACAAGCGUGAUCCAUCGUACAGUCAUGCGAGCUUUACAGUCGGGGUACAAUGGCCUGUGGUACAGUCCAGAUAAACAGGAAGGGUGUUCCUGA
This is a messenger RNA of Corticium candelabrum, 1344 nucleotides long. RefSeq lists its product as uncharacterized. Bases 1 to 1344 code for a protein of 447 amino acids. NCBI's taxonomy places the organism in Eukaryota, Metazoa, Porifera, Homoscleromorpha, Homosclerophorida, Plakinidae. The record is from RefSeq and is a predicted model, not a curated record. The transcript is spliced from 6 exons.